CGAUUUCAACCUUGCAGUUCUUCAUCAUCAUCAUCUUUUUUUUUUUUUUCUUUCCUUGUAACUUUUUUAAUACGGGACUCGUUAUUUUUGAAUGGCAUCCAACUUGCUUUCUUUUCUUCGUCCUUCUUCUUCGUCUGCCCCCCAAGAGCCAGGCGAUCUUGCCCAUUCGACAAACAACAGCACCAGAGUAGACUCACCUCUCCACCACAAGCACACUCCUCACACGGUUCCUUUACCAGAGGAUUCUUAUUCUUCUUCUUCUUCUUCUUUGACGCCUUCCCCCUCGGAUUCCCCGUCCUCGUCUUCUUCUUCUUCGUCCGUCUCAAACUCGACCACUCCUUCUCCAAAACACAAGGACGACGAGGACAAGAGCUGGUUUUCACACAUUUUAUCCUCCCUCUCCCUCUCGACUCACAGUUCGUCACGUCAAGCACCUUCAUCGUCAACGACAACAACAACGACAAAGACAAGGCGGAAAAAGAAACGCUCCUCUCUACUAGACUCUGAACUCGUAAAGAAGGCACUGCCAAAAGAGAUGGACUCUGAGCUCGCUAGACCCCCAAAAGACAUUGAUGAACGACACGUUAAACAGACUCGCAAGGAACAAUCGCGCAAGGAACGGCAAAAAGGGAUCCGCUGGGAUGAAACUAGCGUCGUGGAAAAGACUGCUGAAGUUCGAGACUAUGUUCAUGUCGCCAGCAAGGCGGAUUGGGAAAAGCCCGUUGUGGCCGCUUAUCCUUACAUGAAUCGCUAUCGGCUUGUAGAUAAAAUGGGAGAGGGCGCAUUUAGUAUCGUGUACAAAGCAAUUGAUACCAAAACAAAUUAUUUGGUCGCACUCAAACUCGUUGCCAAACAUCAGUUGAAUGAGCAGCAGCGCAACAAUGUCCUCCGUGAAACAUCCCUCCUUCGCCGUCUCUCCCAUCCAAACAUUAUCCGCCUUGUCGACUUUCACGAAACCCCCCUCCACUACGCCCUCGUCCUCGAACUCGCAUCCGGGGGCGAAAUCUUUCAUCAACUCGUCAGCCAAGUCUGCUUUAGCGAAUCCAUCUGCAGACACAUUGUGAAACAAGUCGGUGACGCCCUCCGGUACCUCCACCAAGAACGCGGCGUCGUGCACCGGGACAUUAAAUUGGAAAACCUCCUUUUUGAACCCAUACCACCCAACCCCAUCCGCACGAUCCGCAAAACGGGAGAUGAACAUGUACAAGACGAUUAUGUCCCCGGUAUAGGCGGCGCCGGAAUCGGACUCGUCAAAAUCGCCGAUUUCGGUCUCUCCAAAGUUGUAUUCGACGCCACGACCAAAACGCCUUGCGGAACCGUUGGGUACACUGCCCCCGAAAUCCUCCGCGAUCAACGUUACUCCAAGGGUGUUGACAUGUGGGCCCUCGGCUGCGUGUUAUACACCCUCCUCUCUGGCUUUCCCCCGUUCUUUGACGACGAUCCUCGAGGCCUUACUGAAAAAGUCGCGAAUGGCCAAUUCGCAUUCCUAUCCCCUUGGUGGGACGACAUUUCCGCCGAAGCCAAGGACGUGAUUUGCCACCUCCUCGAAGUGGACCCCGCCAAGCGCUACACGAUUGACCAAUUCCUUGCUCAUCCAUGGAUGAAAGGCGAAACCUUUUCCCACCCUUCUAAACGCACAUAUCCUUCCUGGCCGGCCCUACCGACCCUUCAUACACCCCCUACAGCCGCCCCCGCCGCGUCCCCGCCCACACCCUACCACCGCAUCAAAACCCCCCAUCCCAUCCCGGACGGUAUUACAAAGGAAAUGCUGGGCGCUCCGUUUGCAGUCUAUCAAUCCAUUGCCGAGGGGGAAACGGUACCGGAACCCAUUGGAACAGUCCGAGGAGGCGUCGUUCCUUAUUCACCUGCUCCACAGAAACGACAUACUGCUGUGGGUGAACCUAGGAAAAAGGGGGUGUUUGAAUUAGAUUUGGAGCAUAGUAGGUUGUUUAUGAGGCGGAAAGCUCAUGCUUAGAUUCAUCUACCGACAUUUUGAAAAACUCGUUCAACGUUCUACCCGAAUCGGUGCACUUACGAUCGGAAUGGAUAUUGGGGGUACAAUGAGUGUGUCCCUCUCUCCGCAGCCCAACAAAAUGAAAAUGUACAAAAAAGAAAAUCUAGGGUUGUUUUUGGAUUAUUGAAGACUCAAUCGUAUAGGUUACAUCUACGCGAAUGGGAAAAUGGAAGUCGGGACUUGUUUGUGCUGUGGGAGAGGGAGGAUGGGAUGUUUUGUAAUUUGUAAAGAAACACAAAAAAAUGGUUGUGUGUACAAUAUAUUGGUUUUUUUUUGAACUUUUUGGGAUAUGUAGG
Molecule: messenger RNA, 2310 nt
Organism: Spizellomyces punctatus DAOM BR117
Lineage: Eukaryota; Fungi; Chytridiomycota; Chytridiomycetes; Spizellomycetales; Spizellomycetaceae
Product: CAMK/CAMK1 protein kinase
Exons: 3
Coding region: 92-1975 (627 amino acids)
Biological process (GO): protein phosphorylation
Molecular function (GO): ATP binding; protein kinase activity
Source: RefSeq, a predicted model, not a curated record